GACUGAAAGUUUUUUUUUUGUUUUAAGAAAUGAACCUGCUCAUUUUUGUUGUUUCUUUUUGCCGUAUAGGUGUCUCCGAAGAUCGGAUGGUGGUGCCAAGUCUGUGCCAGAGGAUGAGUCUAAUACUGAUUCUGUGAUUAUUGCAAAAUCACGUGAAAUAAAGAGGAUGCCUCAUGAAGAUUCUUUAGAAAAUUUACAUGCCGCAUAUGGCAUUGAAAAAACCGAAAAUGGAACCUUGUUUGAAAACCAAAAGAAUGAUAAGGAAGGAAAAGUACUACCAACAACUGGAAAAAAAGCAAAUGUGUCUCCUGAGCAACCACCUUUAUUUAUGCAUACUGUGAAAGACAGAGAUCACAUUUCAACUAGAGUCGUAGGAAAGUUGGAUUCACCAACUUCCAGAGAAGUGUCUUCUCAGAAACAACCAACUUUGAAGGCUGCAACUGACAAGAAAGAUUCUGUUUCGAAUAUAGCCACAGAAAUAAAGGAUGAACAAAAAUCUGGGACAGAUUCUUCUCAGAAACAACAGACUUUGAAGGCUAUAAGUGUCAAGACAGAUUCUGUUUCAAAUAUAACCACAGAAAUAAAGGAUGGAAAAAAACCCAGGACAGUGUCUUCUCAGAAACAAUCUGCCUGGAAGGCUCUGUUUAAAAGGAAAGUUUCUCUUUCAAAUAUAGCCACAGGAACAGCAGAUGGGCAAAAAUCUGGAGCAGAGUCUUCUCAGAAACAACUGGCCUUGAAGACUACAAGUGAGAAGAAAGAUUCUGUUUCGAAUAUAGCCACAGAAACAAAGGAUGUACAAAAAUCUGGGACAGUGUAUGCUCAGAAACAGCUGGCCUUAAAGGCUACAAUUGACAAGAAAGAUUCUGUUUCGAAUAUAGCCACAGAAAUAAAGGAUGGACAAAAAUCUAAGACAGUGUCUUCUCAGAAACAACCGGCCUGGAAGGCUAUAAUUAAAAAGAAAGUUUCUCUUUCAAAUAUUGCCACAGGAAUAACGGUUGUUGAAAAAUCUGGAGCAGAAUAUCCUGAAAAUCUUCCCACCUUGAAGCCCAUUCAGGUUACAAUUGAAAAUAAAGAUUCUGUUCUGAAUAUAGCCACCGAAAUGAAGGAUGUACACACAUCCUUGCCAGCAGAACAAGACUUAGAAAUGGCAUCAGAGGGAGAGCAAAAGAGGUUUGAAGAAUAUGAAAAUAACCAGCCAUGGACAAAAAACCAAAUACAUUUUAGGGAUGAUCUUGAUGACGUAAUUCAGCCAUCUCAAAUAGCCUCAGAGGGUGAUGACUCACUUUCCUCUAAGAAAGUUAUAUUACUCAUUGAUCAACAUGGAAUGCAGUGUAAAGAUUGUGCUCACCUAUUAAAAAUUAAAAAUGCAAUUUAUUUACAUGAAAGAUCAAUAGAAAAUCACUGUGAGCGACUUACAGGAAAAAUUCAAAAAAUGAAAAAUGAGAUUAGUAUACUACAAAAGAGACUAUCUGAAGAAAAAGAAAUAAUAUCACAGUUAGAGCAUGAAAAACCUGAAUGGGAAAAAGCACUCUGCAGUUUGAGAUAUGCCAUACUACAAGAAAAAGAGAAAAGAAGAAAUUCUGAAAAGUUGCAUGAAAAAGUUAGGGAAAAGAUAAUAAUAGAAGAGCAAUAUGCGAUAGACGCCAAAGAGAUAAAACAACUUAAACUGGCCAUCAAAUCACUGGAGGUGGAAUUGGAGACUGUGGAAAAUGAUUCAAAUCAGAUUUCUGAUAGUCAUGGAAAAGAAGAAGACCUGUUGCAUAAAAACCACUUGAUGCAAGAUGAAAUUGCCAGGCUUAGGCUGGAAGUAGACACAAUUAAAAAUCAAAACCUGGAAAAGAAAUACUUAAAAGACAUUGAAAUUAUAAAAGGGAGGAAUGAAGACCUUCAAAAGACUCUAAAAUGGAAUGGGGAAACAUUAACAAAAAUGAUAGCCCGUUCUAGUGGACGGCUUACUGCUCUGACAGAUGAGAACACAAUGCUCCGUUCCAAACUGGAGAAGGAAAAGGAAAGCAACCAAAGACUGGAAACAGAAAUUGAAUCAUACCGUUGUAGACUGAAUGCUGUUCUACGUGAUCAUGAUCAAAAUCAGUCAUCAGAAAGAGACCAAGAGCUUGCUUUCCAGGGCACAGUAGAUAAAUGGUGUCAUUUACAGGAAAAUUUGAAUUCUCAUGUUCUGAUUCUUUCUCAGCAACUUUCUAAAGCUGAGAGUAAGUCCAGUGGCCUCGAAACUGAGCUCUGUUACACAAGAGAGGCUCUGAAAGAAAAGACUUUGGUUUUUGAAUGCAUGCAAAGAGACCUAAACCAAACACAGUGUCAAAUGAAGGACAUUGAAAAAAUGUACAAAAAUGGCCAAGAUAAAGUAGAAAAAUGCAUAGAAAAGCAGGAAAGAUUAUGUCAACUACAUAGACAAAGUAUGUUGCUUCAACAGCAACUGAAUGAUGCUCACAACAAAGCUGACAAUCAAGAAAAAACAUUAAUUAAUAUUCAAGCCAAAUGUGAUGCUAGAGUACAAAAUGUUCAAGCUGAGUACAGAAAGCGCUCUAUUUUGCUAGAAGAAGAGAAUAAGAGGUUGAUCAAUGAAGUUAAUCAUUUGAAAGAAAAACAAUGUCAGUAUGAAAGAGAGAAAGCAGAAAGAGAAGUACUUGUAAGACAACUUCAACAAAAACGGGAUGAUGCCCUACACAAAGAAUCAACAUCAAAAACUUUGGUGGAUGCGUCAUUGCGUCGCUCCAUCCAUUUAGAAAGUGAGCUGGAGGAUUCAAAGAAGAAAGCAGGCCAGAUGAGAAGUCAAUUUCAGGAAAUACAAGAUCAACUUACAGCGACUUUAAGACGUGCUGAGAAGAUGCAAGGCCACAUACAAAAGCUUGAAAUAGAAAAUUCCGUGAUAAGAAAUAUAAUUAAAAACCAAGACGACCAAAUUGAGCAGCUUCAGAAAAUCAUGCAAAAUUCAACUUUGAGGCAACAGGUGUUGCAAGAAAAUGAAACGACAGAAGUAGAUGAAGGAGUCCCCAACCCGCAGGCCACAGAGGGGUCCAAGACCUGUUGAGAGCCACGCUGCACAGCAGGAGGAUUACAUCAAAAACAGUAUUGCUUAAGACGAAUGUUGUGGAGCUUUAACUCUAUGUUUUCUUCUAGUAGUUUUACAGUGCAGGUCUUAUAUUUAAAUCUUUAUUUGGAGUUGAUAUUAAUAUAUGGUGUAAGUUAAAAGUCUAACUUUAUUUUUCCUGUGGAUAUUCAGUUUUCUCAACAUCAUUUGUAGAACAGACUAUCCUUUAACCAUUGUGUGUCCUUGGCACCUUUGUCAAAAAUAAGUUGACUGUGUGUGGGUUUAUUUCUGGGUUUUCCAUUUUGUUUAAUUAGCCAAUUCGGCAAUUAAUAUGCCACUACUAUGCUAUUUGGAUUACAAUUGUUUUACAAUAUGUAAUGAAAUCAGGUAGCAUGCUGUCUCUACCUUUGUUCUUUUUGCUGAAGAUUAUUCUAGCUACUUGAGGCCUUUAUUUGUUCAACACAAAUGUCAGUAUUUUUUUCCAUUUCUUUAAAAGAAUGGCAUUGAAAUUUUGAUAGUGACUGCAUCAAAUAUGUUACUUUUGGUAUUUUGUUCAUUUUCACAAUAUUAAUUCAUCCAACCCACAAGCAUGGGAUGUUUUUUCAUUUACUUGUGUUUUUAAAGGUUUGUUCAUUGGUGUUUUAUAGUUUGUCAUAUACACGACUUUUAAUUUUUUGCUUUAAUUUACACCUAAGUAUUUAAUUUGUGUUGCUAUUGUACUUGGGAUUUUUUUUUAAUUUCUUCAGAUAGUUUGCUAUUUGUAUACAGAAACACUUUUGAUCUUUGUCAGUUUAUUUCUGUAUCCUGCAACCUUAUUGAAUUCAUGCAUCAGUUCUAACAGUUUUUGGUAGCAUAUUUAGGGUUUUCUAUAUUCAGGAUCAUGUUGUGUGCAAUUAGAGAUAAUUUCACUUUUUUUUUUUUUUCUGAGUAGGAUGCUUUUUAUUUUCUUUUUUCUGCCUAAAUGUCUAUCUAGGAAUUACACUGUUAUGAUGAAAAGAAGUGGUGAGAGUGGUCAUCAGCGUCUUGUCCCUGAUCAUGGAGGAAAAGCUUUCAACUUUUCACUGUUGAGAACAAUGUUAGCUAAGCACUUGCCAUAUAUGGUUCUUUUUUUGUGUUGAGAUACAUUUUCUCUAUACUUAAGUUGUUGAUAGUUUUCAUUAUGAAAGUGUUUUAAAUUUUGUCAUGUGCUUUUUCUGCUUGUAUUGAGAGAAUCAUAUCAUUUUUGUCUUUGGCUUUGUUCAUGCAUUUUAUCACAUGUAUUCAUAUGCAUAUGUUGCAACCUCCUUGCAUCCAAAACAUAAAUCCCACUUGAUCAUGUUGAAUGAUUCCAUUAAUAUAUUCUUAAAUUUGGUUUCUAAUGUUUUGUUGAGGAUUUUUGCAUCAGGGUUCAUUAGUGACAUUGGCCUUGUAUUUUCUUCUCUUGUAGUGUCCUUGUCUAUCUUUGGUAUCAGAAUGAUGGUAGCCUAAUGUUGGAAGCAUUCCCCAAUUCACUUUUUUGAAAGAGUUUUAGAGUAAUUAGUAUUAGUUCUUUAAAGGUUUGUCAGAAUUCAGCAAUGAAGGCUUCUGGUCCUAUGCUUUUCUUUCGUGGGAGGCUUUUAAUUUCUGCUUCAAUUUCUGUAUUAUGUAUUAGUCCACUGAGAUUUUCUAUUUCUUCAUGAUUCAGUCUUAGUAAGUUGUAUAUUUGUAGAAAUAUUUUUAUUUCUUCUAUGUUAUCAAAGUUGUUGGCAUAUAAUUGUUCAUUGUAAGAACAAUUAUAAUCCUUUGUAUUUUAGUGUUAAAAGUUGUAAUUUCUCCUAUUUCAUUUCUGGUCUUAUUUUUUGGAAUAGUCUUUUUUCUAGUCAGUCUAGAUAUGGGUUGGCUGAUUUUGUUUAUUGCCUUAAAAAACAAUUCAAUAUUAAUAGUUCUUUCCAUUGAGUUUCUCACAUCUAUUUUAUUUAUUUCCACUUGAAUCCUUGCUAUUUUCUUAUUUCUGCUAAUUCUUAGCUUUGUUUCUCUUCUAGUUCAUUGAGGUGUAAUGUUACAUUUUUAAAUUUGUAGUUCUUUUUUGAUAUAGAAAUAUAAUGACA
This is a messenger RNA of Sapajus apella (tufted capuchin), 5115 nucleotides long. RefSeq names its product ankyrin repeat domain-containing protein 36A-like. NCBI's taxonomy places the organism in Eukaryota, Metazoa, Chordata, Mammalia, Primates, Cebidae. The transcript has 31 exons. The record is from RefSeq and is a predicted model, not a curated record. Bases 167 to 3049 code for a protein of 960 amino acids.